Messenger RNA from Seriola dumerili (greater amberjack), 1540 nucleotides. RefSeq names its product zinc finger protein 706-like. The record is from RefSeq and is a predicted model, not a curated record. Bases 86 to 316 code for a protein of 76 amino acids. Lineage: Eukaryota; Metazoa; Chordata; Actinopteri; Carangiformes; Carangidae. The transcript has 4 exons.
CUUUGUAGUUUCCUCUGGUAUUCAAAAAAGAAACCGACAAAAGAGCGAAGAGAGAGUAAAACGUCGAAGGUCGAAGCUGAGGGCCAUGGCUCGUGGGCAGCAGAAGAUUCAGUCCCAGCAAAAGAACGCCAAGAAGGCAGCAGAGAAGAAGAAAUCUCAGGGCGCCGACCAGAAGACCGCCGCUAAGGCUGCUCUGGUCCACACAUGCCCUGUCUGCCGGACUCAGAUGCCUGACCCCAAGACUUUCAAGCAGCACUUUGAGAGCAAACAUCCCAAGUCCCCCAUGCCUCCUGAGCUGGCAGAUGUUCAGGCAUAAAGGACUGCCGACUGGACUGAACCUGGAUACACAAUGACCAUGGACUAAACGUUGAAUUGCGGCGCCUGAAGGAUGUUGAUGACGAACACUGGGACCCGUCAGUAUUCAUGGACAGCGGGUUGGGAUGGAAGGAGGGGGUGAAUGUGUGUAUGUGCUGUGUACAUAAUGUGUGUGUUUGUGUAAGAGAAAACUAAUGAUGGGGCAGUAGUACACCAGCAGCCCUUUUUUUAUAUUUAUUAUGUACAACUACCUUGCUAUUCCAGAUUUGGGGUUGGGGUUCCCAGAAAGCAGAACCAGCAAGUUUGCCUGCUAACACUGAAUAAAAUUAACUUGUGACUAAUGAUGGGGAGGGUUGACAAGACUGAAAAAGCUACAAUGAGAUGUUAAAACAAUAGUUUUGAAUGUGUGGCUAGCUAAAAGCUGGUUGUACUAAACACUGUGUCGUCCAGAGGAAUAGAUAGAUGGCACAUUCAAAGCCCCCACUAUAGAUUCAUCACUCAUCCACAGUAGACGUGGCACUGCUGUCAGGUUAAAACCUGUGAACUCCAGUCAUUUUAAUUUGGAGUUUUCAUGAACAUUGGCCUCUUAAAAUGACAAAAAUCUCAUUGUGUGACUGCAGGAUUGAACGUUGUUGGUGUUGAAAUGCAGGAUAUUAGUUCAAGCCAUUUUUGGAGAUUCAUGGUUAUUGUCCGAUGAUAGCAACGGACUCUACAGCUUUGCCUCCUCUGUGCUGCUGCUCCACAGGUGUCCUCACUCAGUAACACCUUACAACAGUACCUCACGUUAGACCACACAGCAACUCUCAUAGUAUGUUGUUUUUUUUUUUCUUUCCCCGAAAAAAUUCUUCUUCUACUACUCAUUUUACCGUCGUCCUCCUCGGGCACCUUUCCCUAAAUAAUCUUGGCAAUAAUGUCUUUGUCCCACUUAAGUUAAACCAGGACAAGAUUUGUUUUGAAAACCAAGCGCUAACUUUGUUCUCACACCCCUCUAACAUACACAGUUCUGUGCUCAUCGAUGCUUUCAGCUAUAGUUUUUAAAGAAAAUCAUAAGUCGCCCCCAAGGACUGAAAAUUAGAUUUAAUCCAGUACCUGCCAAAAAUAUUUCUUCACUGUUCUUUUUGGUUCAUAUGUUCACUAGUAGGCAAAAAUUUCAUGAAUUUACUCACUGUAUUUUUUUUUUUUUUUUUUACCCUUUUCAAUAAACUGAACAAUGUAUUUAAUGUGA